ACGGUGCUAAUGUUAAUGUACAAUCGCUGAACGGUUUCACACCACUUUACAUGGCUGCGCAGGAAAAUCAUGAAUCCGUUGUACGCUAUCUUCUUGCGCACAGUGCUAAUCAAGCAUUAGCUACAGAGGAUGGCUUUACGCCACUAGCAGUUGCCUUGCAGCAAGGUCACGAUCGUAUUGUAGCUCUUUUACUUGAAAAUGAUACACGCGGAAAAGUGCGCUUGCCGGCAUUACAUAUCGCUGCUAAAAAGGAUGAUACAAAAGCAGCUACGUUAUUGCUUCAAAAUGAGCACAAUUCGGAUGUGACUUCGAAAAGCGGUUUCACUCCGCUCCAUAUUGCUGCUCAUUAUGGAAAUGAGAACGUAGCGCAACUGCUGCUCGAAAAAGGAGCCAAUGUGAAUUAUCAAGCGAGACACAAUAUAAGUCCCUUGCACGUAGCAACAAAGUGGGGACGCGCGAACAUGGUUUCGUUGUUGUUAGCUCACGGGGCCGUAAUUGAUUGUCGCACGCGUGAUUUAUUGACACCGUUACACUGUGCUUCUCGUUCGGGCCAUGAGCAAGUUGUUGAUUUACUGCUUGAAAAAGGAGCUCCAAUCAAUGCUAAGACAAAAAAUGGUUUGGCUCCAUUGCAUAUGGCAGCACAAGGUGACCAUGUAGACAGUGCUCGAAUUCUGCUAUAUCAUCGAGCUCCGGUUGAUGAUGUUACUGUUGAUUAUCUUACUCCUCUUCAUGUGGCUGCUCACUGCGGGCAUGUUCGUGUCGCUAAGCUUCUGCUGGAUCGUAAUGCUGACUCAAAUGCUCGCGCCCUCAAUGGUUUUACACCGCUGCAUAUCGCUUGCAAAAAAAAUCGCAUUAAGGUUGUUGAGCUACUGCUAAAAUACCAUGCUGCCAUCGAGACAACCACAGAAUCCGGUCUGUCACCGUUACAUGUUGCUGCUUUUAUGGGUGCUAUAAACAUCGUCAUUUACUUACUGCAGCAGGGUGCUAAUGCGGAUGUGGCUACAAUACGUGGUGAAACACCUCUUCAUUUAGCCGCACGAGCAAACCAAACUGAUAUUGUUCGUGUUUUGGUGCGUAAUGGAGCCCAGGUAGAUGCUGCAGCACGUGAGUUACAAACUCCGUUACACAUUGCAUCACGUCUUGGUAACACCGACAUUGUCGUCUUGUUGCUGCAGGCUGGUGCAUCACCAAAUGCUGCUACACGGGAUCUCUAUACUCCGCUUCAUAUUGCUGCCAAAGAAGGGCAAGAGGAGGUAGCUGCAAUAUUGGUAGAUCAUGGAACCGACAAGGCACUUCUUACUAAGAAGGGUUUCACGCCGUUGCAUUUAGCUGCUAAAUAUGGCAAUUUACCUGUAACGAAACUAUUGCUGGAGCGAGGAACACCGGUUGACAUUGAAGGCAAGAACCAGGUGACACCUCUGCAUGUAGCGGCACAUUACAACAAUGACAAGGUGGCGUUGCUACUACUAGAAAGUGGUGCUUCUGCACAUGCUGCUGCCAAGAAUGGAUAUACUCCUUUACAUAUUGCGGCGAAAAAGGAUCAGAUGGAUAUUGCUAGCACCCUUCUUCAUUAUAGGGCAGAUGCGAAUGCUGAAAGCAAAGCUGGAUUCACACCAUUGCAUCUUGCUGCCCAAGAAGGUCAUCGCGAAAUGGCUGCUUUACUGAUCGAAAAUGGAGCAAAGGUUGGAGCUCAGGCAAGGAAUGGUUUGACACCAAUGCAUCUGUGUGCACAAGAGGAUCGUGUCAGUGUAGCAGAAGAAUUGGUGAAAGAAAACGCAGCCAUUGAUCCCAAAACGAAAGCAGGAUAUACGCCACUGCAUGUUGCUUGCCAUUUCGGACAAAUAAACAUGGUCCGCUUCUUAAUUGAGCAUGGCGCACCGGUUUCGGCCACUACUCGUGCUUCCUAUACUCCGCUGCAUCAAGCUGCUCAGCAAGGACAUAACAAUAUUGUGCGUUAUUUGUUGGAGCGCGGUGCUAGUCCAAAUGUCCACACAUCGACAGGACAGACUCCGUUAUCAAUCGCUGAACGUUUGGGUUAUGUGUCCGUAGUUGAAGCACUUAAAACAAUUACCGAGACUACCGUGAUUACGGAAACCACAACUGUUACCGAAGAAAGGUAUAAACCUCAAAAUCCCGAAGCAAUGAAUGAAACCAUGUUUUCUGAUUCGGAGGAUGAAGUAACAUUACUCACGAAGAUUGGAUUAGCAGUUGUUGUGGUUGUGUUGUUGAAUGCUUCUGCUAUUGUUGUUGUUGUUGUUGUUGUUGAGCGUUUGUUCGUCGAUUCAGCACGGAAUACAUUGGAGGAAGACGCGUCACAUCUUCGUGCCCUGGCACAUUCGCCGUUACGCUUGUCAACAUCAGAUGACCAUGACCUGAACUUCUUUCCCAAUCACACUUCAAGCCCUUAUCCUUCACCUGGAGCUACUCUGAUUUAUUUAUCACGUGAUGAUAAUCAGAUCACAGCCAAUACUCAUGCCCAUGAUUUCUCAGAAAGCCUCACAAAAGGUUUGCACGAUUCAACUGGUGUGCAUUUGAUUCAUGCUACAGAACCGAUGCUGUCACGAAGUCCGGAAGUGGAAGGCACGGACGGCGAUCUGGAUGCCUUAAUUCGCAAAGCACAACAUGAACCCGUUACUACAGCGAUGGCUGACCCUUCUUUCGAUGCGUCGCUUCCUGAUAAUGUUGCAGUAACGAGAACCACAGUGCAACCUAGCUUUUUAAUUUCGUUUAUGGUGGACGCACGUGGAGGAGCAAUGCGUGGUUGCCGGCAUUCUGGUGUCAGAAUUAUUAUACCGCCAAGAAAAGCACCACAGCCCACACGUAUCACAUGUAGAUACCUUCGUAAAGAUAAGUUAGCACAUCCACCACCGUUAAGUGAAGGUGAAGCGCUUGCCUCGCGUAUACUUGAAAUGGCACCACAUGGGGCAAAAUUCUUGGGUCCUGUUAUAUUGGAAGUACCACAUUUUGCAUCACUUCGUGGACGAGAGCGCGAAAUUGUCAUUUUGCGUUCCGAUGAUGGACAACACUGGAAAGAGCAUCAGCUCGAGGCAACGGAAGACGCUGUACAAGAGGUACUAAAUGAAUCAUUUGAUGCAGAAGAGUUGUCGCAGCUUGAUGAUUUACAUACAUCACGAAUUACGCGCAUACUUACCAAUGAUUUUCCAAUGUAUUUUGCGGUCGUUACCCGUGUGAGACAAGAAGUACACUGUGUUGGUCCAGAAGGCGGUGUAAUACUCUCUUCAGUUGUUCCUCGUGUACAGGCUAUAUUUCCGGAUGGUUCCUUGACCAAGACAAUCAAAGUAUCUGUACAAGCUCAGCCAGUUCCACAAGAGAUAGUCACCCGUUUACACGGGAACAGAGUUGCAGUGUCUCCAAUUGUAACUGUUGAACCGCGUCGUCGCAAAUUUCAUAAGCCCAUAACGCUUUGCAUACCAUUACCACAAAGCUCAAACAAAGGAAUGUUAACACAAUAUAGCGGUCAACCAGGACAGGAACCACCAACGCUUCGUUUACUCUGCAGUAUAACUGGAGGAUCUGCUCCCGCUCAGUGGGAAGAUAUUACUGGAACUACACAAUUAACAUUUACUGGCGAGGACGUUUCAUUCACAACUACGGUUUCUGCUCGAUUUUGGUUGAUGGAUUGCCAAACUCCGCGGGAUGCGGCGAGAAUGGCACAGGAAGUUUAUAAUGAAGCAAUUGCAGUUCCUUAUAUGGCUAAAUUUCUUAUUUUUGCUCGACGAACUUUUCCUACUGAGGGACAGUUGAGAUUGUUUUGCAUGACUGAUGAUCGGGAAGAUAAAACCCUGGAAAAACAAGAGCAUUUCAUUGAAAUUGCUAAAUCUAAAGAUGUCGAAGUUUUGAGCGGACGACAUCAGUUUUUGGAAUUCUCUGGAAAUAUUCUUCCAAU
Molecule: messenger RNA, 3907 nt
Organism: Acanthocheilonema viteae
Lineage: Eukaryota; Metazoa; Nematoda; Chromadorea; Rhabditida; Onchocercidae
Source: the annotation of a GenBank genome assembly